Xyrauchen texanus (razorback sucker) is the source of this 2284-nucleotide messenger RNA. RefSeq names its product carboxypeptidase B2 (plasma) (gene cpb2). The record is from RefSeq and is a predicted model, not a curated record. Gene Ontology annotation, molecular function: metallocarboxypeptidase activity; zinc ion binding. Gene Ontology annotation, biological process: fibrinolysis; proteolysis. Lineage: Eukaryota; Metazoa; Chordata; Actinopteri; Cypriniformes; Catostomidae. The transcript has 11 exons. Bases 32 to 1303 code for a protein of 423 amino acids.
UUACACAGGUUAUUUGGAGACAGAACAAAAAAUGUGGCCUCUAUUACAACUGGCUUAUUUGAUAUGUUUCAACAACUUUCUAGAAAAGUGUGUCUGCACACCAGAACAUGACCGGGUUUUGUCCAUCACUGUAUCCACACAGGAGCAUGUGGACACACUGCGGAAUAUAACCAGUAACAACGAGACAGAGUUGUGGCAACCUGCAUCACCAACUCACAUUACAGCAAACUCAGAGGUUCACCUUUACAUUCAGUCAACAAGUGUGGAGCAUGUCACUCAAAUCCUACGCAAACUUCGAAUCACUUACACAGUUCUUUUGGAAAACACAAAUGCACUGGUUGAGAUGCAGACCAAAAAUGAUUCAUCAGAUCCCCGGAGUGCUGGCGUGAACUAUGAAAGAUAUCAUUCCUUAGAGGACAUUUAUCACUGGAUAAAUAAGGUCAGCCAAGAGAAUCCAGACAUGGUGACAGUAAAUCUUAUAGGGUCAUCGUUUGAGAAACGGCCACUCUACCUACUGAAGCUGUCAGGCCAGAGGGGUGAGGUGAAGAGAGCUAUGUGGAUGGACUGUGGUAUUCAUGCACGGGAAUGGAUCUCUCCAGCUUUUUGCAUGUGGUUUGUGAAAUAUGCACUAACAUUUUACAACCAAAAUAAUGACAUUACAGAGAUGUUGAAUAACAUGGAUAUUUACAUCUUGCCUGUCAUGAACCCAGAUGGAUACAAGUACACAUGGACAACAAAUCGUAUGUGGAGGAAAAACCGGUCCGUGAGCAACAACAGCGAGUGUGUUGGGACUGAUUUGAACAGAAAUUUUGAUGCAAACUGGUGCACGGAGGGUGCCUCCAGUGACCCAUGUGAUCCCAUAUUUUGUGGUCAGUUCCCAGAGUCUGAGCCGGAGGCCCAGGCAGUAGCAAAGUUCCUGCGCUCCCAUAAAGACACAGUUAAGCUGUACAUUUCCAUCCACUCCUACUCUCAGAUGCUCCUGUUUCCCUCCUCCAGUUCCUAUGACAGUGUUCCAAACCACAAUGAACUGCUUGAACUUGCUAAGGAGGCCUCAGCAAAAAUACGCAGAUACUACAAGAGUCAUUACAGAUAUGGUGCUGGUGCAAGAACCAUAUAUUUAGCCCCAGGAGGCUCUGAUGACUGGGCUCAUAGUCUUGGGAUCAAAUAUUCCUUCACGUUUGAGCUCCAGGACCGUGGCCGAUACGGGUUUCUUCUCCCCCCCAGCUUCAUCCCUCAGGCCUGUAAUGAGGCUUUACUGGCAGCUAAGAUAAUAGCCUUACAUGUAAUCAAGGAAACUCAAUGAGACCCUUCUGCCACAAUAAACCUGAGUGAUAAUAUAUCAUAGAUUUAGAUACAUACAUUUUAUGAUUUGGUGUGCUGUAAAAAGACUAACAAGAAGCUAUGAUACUAUAAGUAAAUAAGCAAAUUUCAUAUAUAACAAAUAAUGAUAAACAAGUAAAAAUGCAUUUUUGGCUGUGUAUGUACUUAGCUAUAGUUUGGGGACAAAAUUACACCCAAAACGGAGCUAAAUUUGACAAAACCUUCCUUUAGGGACAUUCAUGAGCAUGUACCCCUUUUUUUCCUAAAUUCUAGGGGAAUUCUUUAAAUUCUUUAAAUCUUCAUUUAAAACUAGCAAGUCUAUUAAGAUGCCUUUAUCCUGCCAAGGGGGAAAAAAUAUAAAAACAUUCUGACUUCAUAACUCACUUAUUGUAAUUGCGACUGUAUUUCUCGUAAUUGCACAUUUUUAUAUUGUCAUUACAAGUUUAUUCCUCACAAUUGCGAGAAAUAAAGCAACUAAGAUAUAUAGUCGCAAUUGCAAGAUAUAAAGUAAAAAUUACAAAAUAUAAAGAAGUAAUUUUUAAGAUAUAUGUGUAGUUUAUAUUUAGAAUUGUUAGAGUUACGAGAAAUAGUGUCAGAGUUGUGAGAUAAAAAUUCUGAUUUACAUAUUUUCUUUAUUCUGUGGCCUGAUCUGGCUUCCAUAGUCUAUGUUAUAUCCCCCAUUUAGGUAGCAACAUUUUCAUAGUCAAAAUAUCAUAGUUGGAUCAUUCAUGGGAUUCAGUAAUAUUUCAGUCCCCAGACAUUUUAAAGAGGUGGUUCACUAAAAUUCACUAAAAUGAAAUGGCUUUUUACAAGAUACUGAUUUGUCAAUUAUAAUAAAUUAAUAUAAUCUUUAUCAUAAAAGAAUGUGUUCUUUCUAUCUUAUUGCAUUUUUGUCAUGUUCCUGAGGCACUUAACUGAAUUUUUACCUAGAAAAUAAUUAAUAAAAUGUGCACACUGUCAAUAA